AGAAUAGAGUACAGAGUAGAUUACAGUAAUCCAGAGCACUGAAUCCUGCUGCUCACUACAGAUCAACACACAGCCGGACAAGAUGAAGAGUAAAACUGUUAAUGUCUUACUGAUACUCAUAACUCAAGUUUUCAUUGUGGUCAACACUCAAGAGGAGACCACGUGGCCUGAUGAAGAUGAGAUGAAUCUAAAGGAGAACCAAUCACAGACGGGCCGCAGCUGUGGCUGUCAAAAUGUUCGACCCACUUCGACCUCCGACACCAUCUUCACCAAACCACCGACCUUGAGCCCAUACCUGGACUGCAUGCCAGAGUGUCCCUAUCACAAACCGCUGGGGUUCGAGUCAGGAGCCGUGCGUGCAGAACAGCUCACAUGUUCAAAUCAGGAGCAAUAUGUGGGCUGGUUUGCUUCCUGGACUCCAAAUAAAGCCAGACUCAACAGCCAGGGAUUUGGCUGCGCAUGGCUGUCAAAAUCUCAGGACACGAGUCAGUGGCUUCAGGUGGACCUACAGGAGAUCCGCGUGGUGUCAGGUGUCCUCUCUCAGGGACGCUGUGAUGCUGAUGAAUGGACCACCAAAUACAGCUUGCAAUAUCGAACCCAUGAUGACCUAAACUGGAUCUAUUACAAAGACCAGACUGGGAAUAACAGGGUGUUUUAUGGAAACACGGAUCGCUCCUCCACGGUGCAGAAUCUGCUCCGGCCGCCCAUCGCUGCGCGGCACGUGAGGAUUCUGCCGCUGGGAUGGCACACGCGCAUCGCCAUACGACUGGAGCUGCUCUUAUGCAUGAACAAAUGCACCUGACAUCGCUCUGACAGCAGGUCCAAACACAGCUUCAUGUAUAUUUAUUAGUUUACAUAAAUACUGAUCUCUGAUCUGUGCAAAACAGGCAAACUAAUUUCCAUAGCUUCUGUGUAAACAACAAAACAAAUAAAUCAUUAGCUAAAACAUGAAACACAUCGAGUCAUUAUAGAAGAGACAAUAGCCUGCAUUUAUUAAAUGAAAUGUUAUUGUUUUAUAGAUCGAAAAUAAAAAUGUUGUGAAAUAAAACUGAAUAAAUUUAAUGAAACACUCAGACAAUUGAUGUUAUCUUUUUUAAAAACAUGAACCAUCAGAGAUGAAAAACUGUGAUGUUUGCAAAUCUCAUAAAUGUCAUAAAUCUAACUCACAUUGAUAUUAAAGUCAACAUGAAACAAUAUUCACAACCAUUUUUACAUUUAUAACCUCAUGCACUUUUACAGUAAAACAGAAAUGUGAUGUGCAUGUUCUGGUGUGCAGGAUUUCCUCAUCAUCCUCACACACAUCAGCAUCACUUGUGUAGAUGCUGAAGAUCUCAAUUUUUUUUCUUAUGAUAGCAAUUCAUUCACAAAUCUUUCAUUAUUUCUUUUCUUCAGCUGUUACAUUUCUGUUUACAACAGCAGCAUAAAAACGCAUAAAUAUAAAUAUUCAAACAAACACACAAAAUUAUACGAUAAGCGCAGGAAUGUGUACGUAUGAAGAAAGUCAACGGGGUCAGAUUUCAUGAUUUCAUGUUGACUUUAAUGUUAUACACACACAUGUGAAACUCCUUCAUACGUGUCAGAUCGGCUUCAAAACAAAGAAUGACAAAAGACUGAAGUGAUGAAGACUAAGAAAAAAGCUUCAUCAUCUGAGAACAGCAUCACAUCAAUGCUGCAUUUCAUUCACAUCAAGUGAAAUAUUUCAUCUUCAUUUUUUUAUGACUUCUGAAGGUUUCUGUUGUUUGCAAUAUGAUAAAAACAAAUAUCACACCUGCCAACAGAAGAGACAAUUAUGCAUUUCAGUGCUAUAGGAUUUAUUCUACAAUUAUCAAUGUUCAUCAUUUAAUGAUUUACUUUUAAAGGGAUCAUAUCAUGAAAAUCUAACUUUUUCCAUGUUUAAAGAGCACCUAUUGUCCGAUUCACGAUUUUACAUUUCCUUUGGUGUGUAAGUGUGUAUUAGUUCAUAC
This is a messenger RNA of Misgurnus anguillicaudatus (oriental weatherfish), 1964 nucleotides long. Its product is annotated as retinoschisin-like. The record is from RefSeq and is a predicted model, not a curated record. Lineage: Eukaryota; Metazoa; Chordata; Actinopteri; Cypriniformes; Cobitidae.